AUGGAAGAAAGUGAUCAACCUGAUCAACCCAUCUCAUCAGGGAGGCAAGAAAUUCGAAAGAGAAGACGACCCAGCCAACCAAUGGUAGACAAAUCCCAGCAGACUGAAGUGACAGAGAAAAGGAGAUGCACGACCAUGCCACAGUCAUCUGGUCCCAAAGCUACCCAUAGCACUGGUAAUAUUCCUGGAAGCAAAGACAAUUACUCUGCCAAAGAAUAUGAGCCCCAUAGAGUAUCUUCUCAACUUCAGCAGACUUGGACAAAGAGAAAACGUGGACAGGAAAUGACUGAUGAAUAUCUUCAGACAGAUAUCAUCACAGAAGAGAAAAAGGAAGAAAUCAAGACAUUUGCUGUAUCAGCGGUCCCUGAAGAAAAGUCAGCUAAUGUCAGAGAAGCAGACUCUGAAUUGCCAGAGAGAGUUCAUGAAGUAGAAAUUCUACCAAGUAGACACUCAAUUCAUUUCAAAAUAGACAAAUCUCAGCAGACCAGUUGUACUGGAGACUGGACCAUGAUAAACGUUCCUCAAGUAGAAAUGGAGGAUAAGGGACUGCAGACGUACUUUAGUGAGUCAGAAAUAGUUGUAAUAUAUAAGCCAGAUAGUUCUUUUACAAAGUCAAAGGAAGAUGCCCAGAAAAAUAAAUCCUCAGGGAUGAUUUUUGUCGAUGAAUAUCCUGAAAUUCAACCAGCAACAAGUAGCAAAGAAGAAAUUAGGAAGAAAAGUAUCAGCAAAGCUUCAUUUAGUCAGUCAAUCCAAAACGAUACUACAGAACUCAUUUCAGGAAAUGAACCUAAGAGUGAUGUAACUAUAACUGUUGUAGGAGAGAGCCCUUUUGUUAAAAAGGAGGCAUCUGUUGAAAUAAAUCCUCCCUCAAUAGAUGAAAUCCCAGCUGAAGUACAGCCUCUUGCUGCAGAAGAACCCCCUGCUGAAAUCCAGCUACAACCAAAUGAAAAGGCCCCUGUUGAAACACAGCCUCUAGCUCCUGAAGAAGUUCCUGAAGCUUCAUCUAAAUUUCAGGCUCCAUCAGCUGAUGAAGCCGCAGUAGAAGUACAGCCUCCACCAACUGAAGAGGCUAUUGCAGAAGAGGUUGCUACUCCAGUAGAGCCCAUCCCUGCUGUGGAGGCCUCUGUUGAACUUCAGCCGCCACCAGCUCAUGAAGCCCCAGUUGAAGUUCAGUCUCCACAAAGUGAGGAAACCCCAGCAGAUGGGGCCGCUGCUAAAGUAGAGUAUCCCCCAGAUAAAGAGACUCCUGCUGAGGUACAGCUUUCACCAGCUGAAGAGAUUCAUGACAAAGAAGAGAAUACCCUUGCUGAAGAGGCCCCUGGAGAAGUACAGUCUCCACCAGCUGAAAAGGCUCUGGUAGAAGAGGCUGCUGAUAAAGUCCAGCUUACCCCUGCUGAAGACACCCUUGAUGAACUUCAGUCUCCAGCAGGUGAGGAGGCCCCUUUGGAAGAACAGCCUCCACCAACUGAAGAGGCCCUUGCAGAAGAGGCAUCUUCCGAACUUCAAGCUCCACUAGCUGAAGAAGCUCCUGCAGAAGAGGUCACUACUGAAGUUCAAUCUCCACUAGCUGAGGAAGCCUCUGUAGAAGAGGUUCCUGCUAAAGUGCAGCCUCCAUCACCUGAAGAGACUCUUGCAGGGGAGGCCCCUGCAAAAGUAAACCUUACACUGACUGAAGAAGCCCCAGCUGAAGCACAGCAUCCACUGGCUGAAGAAGCGUCUGUAGAAGAGCCUCCAGCAACUGUGCAGGCACCUGAGGAAGAUGUUCCCGCUGGAGUUCAGUCUCCAUCAGGAGAAGAGAACCCUGCAGAAGAGGCUCCUGCUAAACCUCAGUCUCCAACAGUUGAGCAGGCCCCUGAAGAGGAGAAUCCCGCUGAAGUUCAGCUUCUAACAGGUGAGGAGGCCCCGGAGGAAGAGGUCCUUGCUGAAGUGCAGUCUCCACCAGCUGAGGAGGCCUCUGCAGAAGAGGUACCUGCUGAAUUUCAACCUCCAUCAGUUUGGGAGGCCCUUACUGAACCCCAGCCACCAACAGCUGAAGAAGGUUCUGCAAAAGAGGCCUCUGAUGAAGUUCAGCUUCCAUUAGCUGAGCAGGUACUAGUAGCAGAUGCUUCUGUUGACAUUCAACCUAUUCCAUCUGAGACGGCUUCUGCAGAAGAGGUCCCUGCUGAAGUUCAGUCCCCACGAGAUGAGGAGGCCCCUGAAGAAGAGGACCUUUCUGAACUUCAGCCUCUAUCAGCUGAGGAGGACCCUGUAAAAGAGGCCUUUGCUGAACUUAUGCGUCCCUUAGCUGAAGAUCCUUCUACAGAAGAAGUCCCCAAUGAACUUAUGUUUCCCUUAGCUGAAGAUCCUUCUGCGGAAGAAGUCCCUGCUGAACUUUUGCCUCCAUUAGCUGAAGAUCCUUCUGCGGAAGAAGUCCCUGCUGAAGUUGAGUCUCCACCAGCUGAGGAGGCUUCUUCAGAAGAGGUCCCUGCUGAAGUUGAGUCUUCACCAUCUGAAGAGCCCCCUGUACUAGAGACUCCUGCUGAACUUCAGCCUCUACCAACUGAAGAAGUUACUUCAGAAAAUGUGCCUGAUAAUGAACUGCCUCUGCUAGCUGAGGAGAACCCUACUGAGGAAUUCCUUAUAGAAGAGAACACUGCUGAGCCUCAUCCUCCACCACCUGUAAAAACUCCUGCCGAAGAGACUCUUGAAGAGAAAGUGCCUACUGAAUUUUCACUUACCCAGGCAGCAGAUGUUUCACUGGUAAAAUCAAAGUCAUCUGUCCUAGAAGGGAUUUCUAAAGAUGAAAAGGCUUCUAUUGUAGACUCUGAGCCUUCAAGAUUGGACUCUGUUCCUGAAGAUAAACCUAAUAGGAAAGGAGAAAGUUCUAUUGAAAUAGAGGGUACCUUCCAUAUAAAAAUACAAUAA
Orycteropus afer afer is the source of this 2904-nucleotide messenger RNA. Lineage: Eukaryota; Metazoa; Chordata; Mammalia; Tubulidentata; Orycteropodidae. The record is from RefSeq and is a predicted model, not a curated record.